Thecamonas trahens ATCC 50062 is the source of this 690-nucleotide messenger RNA. RefSeq lists its product as uncharacterized. The transcript is spliced from 2 exons. Lineage: Eukaryota; Apusomonadida; Apusomonadidae. The record is from RefSeq and is a predicted model, not a curated record. The coding region runs from base 1 to 690 and encodes 229 amino acids.
AUGCUGGCGAGGACAGGCGCGGUGCGGGCCGAGGUCAAGGACGCUGUGGUCGACGCCCUGCUCGUGGGAAACAAUGCGGUGCUGGAGGCGGUGAGCGCGCAUCUCCCGCACAACUCACCGUUGGGUUGGCCGAUGGAGGCCGGAGUGUUUGUGGAGAUGGUGUUGCCUGUGGUGAUGGCGGGCGGCCAGAGCGUGGGCUCGGGCACGGACGUGUGCGGCGCAGUCCACGAGCGCAACCACGCCCGGCCAGAAACAGACGCAGCUGACCCGAUUGCGGCACCGGCAGAUGGCGGCGCUAGCGCCCGCGCAGCGGUGGCGUGCGGACUCUCGACGGCAAAGCUGCUCUGGCGCCGUGGCAGCAUCGAUGCAGCCACCAAGAGCCGCGUCCUUGACGCACUCCUUGCGCCGCGGCUGGCGCCAGUGCUGCUCGAGGCACUGCUCGAGGGUAUCCCAUCGGUUGACCCGCUGGGCACGCCCAUGGAUCCAGAGUGGUUCAUCGAUGGGGUUAUUCCGGCUGUUGAUGCUGGAGAUGCACCGCAGCGUGCGACGCGCGUGCAUCCUGGUCGGUCUCGGACCACGUCGCGCAAGUCACGCAAGUCACGCAAGUCGCGCAGCCAGCGCAAGUCAAGACGUGGCUACUCUGGUGUGGAUCAUUCUCAUCGGCGGCAUCUGGUUGUUCUUCCUCUUUAG